AUGGACACCAUUGACAUUCCAGUUAUUGAUUUAAAGCAAGAUCAGAUACAAAGUGUUACAGAGCAACUUUAUGCAAUAGCAAAGACCUCGAAAGAUGUGCGAUGGAAGGAUUUCAACUUAGAAAAUGGAGUAAAGUGGACAAGCUGGACAAUGAGAGAAAGUGUUUACAAAAAAAAAGGCAAAUUGCCUACUAUGGCCAGGGGUAUUUUUACAGAAAAGAUAGAUGGAAAAUAUCAUAUUGCAGUAAGAGGAUAUGAUAAAUUCUUUAAUAUAUUUGAAACUGGUGCUACUCAGUGGCCAGCUCUUGAAUCAGACACGACAGGACCUUAUGAAAUUACGGCUAAAGAGAAUGGAUGUAUUAUAUUUAUCGCUGCUCUAUCAAACGAAACAAUUGCUGUCACUUCAAAGCAUUCUAUACCUGAAGAUAAAGCUGAUAUCAAAGCACAUGCAGGCGUAGGCUAUAAUUGGGUUAUAAAGCAUCUAGCUUCAGUUGAUAAAAAGGAAAAGGACUUGGCUGAAUGGAUGUUUGACAAGAACGUGACACUUGUUGCAGAGCUCUGUGAUGAUGAAUUUGAAGAGCAUAUUUUGCCAUACACUGGUAAACACCGUGGACUUUACCUUCAUGGGAUCAAUUAUAAUACGAUAACACUUUAUACGCUUCCUAGUGCCAUAGUGCAGAAGGUAGCAUUCAUGUUUGGAUUUCAUAUAACAAGUUUUAAAGUACUCAAUACAAUUGCUGAAGUAAGAGAGUUUGGUGAGGAAAUGCAAAAGACGGGCUGUUAUGAUGGAAGAGACAUAGAAGGGGUUGUAGUCCGAUGCAAGAGAAAUGGCAAUGAUUUUAUGUUCAAGAUAAAGAAUGAACAAUAUUUGAUAUAUAGAGAAUAUCGAGAAGUUACAAAGGCAAUCUUACAGCAAAAUACAGAUGGAAGUGUCUCAAUCAAAUCAGGCAAACAACCAAAAUAUAAAUAUGAUAAAACAGAACUUUAUAUUGAAUGGUUAAAGAAAAUGGUCAUGGAGCAUCCUGAAUGGUUUAAAGAAUAUAAAGCACAAAAGGGCAUUAUUGAAACGCGUAUUGAAUUUGAAAAAUACUUGCAAGAGACAGCAAAUAAAUAA
Messenger RNA from Rhizopus microsporus ATCC 52813, 1113 nucleotides. Its product is annotated as tRNA ligase. The transcript has 3 exons. Bases 1 to 1113 code for a protein of 370 amino acids. Gene Ontology annotation, molecular function: RNA ligase (ATP) activity. Gene Ontology annotation, cellular component: nuclear inner membrane. The record is from RefSeq and is a predicted model, not a curated record. Lineage: Eukaryota; Fungi; Mucoromycota; Mucoromycetes; Mucorales; Rhizopodaceae. Gene Ontology annotation, biological process: tRNA splicing, via endonucleolytic cleavage and ligation.